Molecule: messenger RNA, 1089 nt
Organism: Rhizophagus irregularis DAOM 181602=DAOM 197198
Lineage: Eukaryota; Fungi; Glomeromycota; Glomeromycetes; Glomerales; Glomeraceae
Source: RefSeq, a predicted model, not a curated record
AUGCACUAUUUAUCACUUCGAAUUGCAAAAUGCCAAUUGGAAACAACUAGACCAAAUGUAAUAGUUGAAUGGAUACCACAUAGUAAUUUAGAAAAUAUUAAAUAUUUAACAAAAGGUGGAUUUUCUGAAAUUUAUAUAGCACGUUGGAUUGAUGGAACAUAUAAUGAAUGGGAUUCUGAAAAAAAACAAUUAACAAGAUUUGAAAAUCUCCAAGUAAUAUUAAAAAAAUUAGAAAAUGUUGAAAGUGCAAAUCAAAGUUGGUUUGAAGAGGCUAAAUCACAUUUAACUAUAAGUAAUAGAAGGGCGGAGGUUGUUCGAUGUUUUGGUUUAACGCAAAAUCCAUCAAAUGGAAAUUAUAUGCUUGUAAUGAUAAAAAUGGAUAUAGAUUUAAGAAAAUAUUUACAACAAAAACAUAAUCAACUUACAUGGAAAGCUAGAAUGAAAAUUAUUGAUGAAAUAACUCUUGCACUUUAUUAUAUUCAUCUUGAGAAAGCAAUUCAUAGAGAUUUACAUUCUGGAAAUAUAUUAUAUUCACAACUUAAUGAUUACUGGUAUAUUAGUGAUCUUGGAUUUUGUGGACCUGCUGAUAAAUCUUCAACAAGUAUAUAUGGAAAUCUUCCUUACAUAGCACCCGAAGUUAUUGUUGGAAGAGAAUAUACUUUUGCAUCUGAUAUUUAUAGUAUUGCAAUUCUUAUGUGGGAAAUUUCAUCUGGACAACCACCAUUUAUAAAUUAUGAACAUGAAAAUGAUAUUGUAAUGAAUAUUAUUAACGGUAUAAGGCCAAAAAUUGUGCCAGGAACUCCAUUAGAAUAUAAAAAUUUAAUAAAAGAAUGUUGGGAUGCUGAUCCAUUAAAAAGACCUGACGCUUAUGCACUUAUGAAAAAAAUGGAAAAAAUUAAUUUAGAUUAUCAAAAUAUGUCAGAUGAAUUAUUCAAAUCAGAAAUGGAUAAUUUAGAAAUAAAUAAAGUGGAAAAAAAUUAUAUGAAUAGCAAUAGUAAUAAAAAAUUAUCUAAAUCAUUUAAAAAGUUGCAAAUAAAUUCAAAUAAUGACGAAAAAGAAAAAACUCAAAAAUAUGUUGAUAGUAGGUGA